AUGGCACUCUCCGGAUCACCGACGGCUACACUUAGCCCAACAACUACCGCAUCAGACCCUUUCAACUUUCGGUCCUCGAUUUCGUCCCUCACAUCGUCAAAUACUUCCAGGAGACAGUCGUCAAAUAUAUCAAAAACAUACCGGCAGGCGUCUACACUUUUCCUGACGCGUCGUCUACCCGAAGCUCUCUCGACUGUCCUUCCGCUUGUGACCCCUCCGGGUCAGGGAGCCAGCGAAAAUGGAUUGGACGAGCCUGCGCCGGUCGCAAAGGCGUCUCGGAACACCAGAGUGAAAGUAUGGAGCCUGUACUUGACCACCCUGAAUGCGAUUGUGGAGAUGGACCCGGAGGAGGGGAAAGCAUCCUUUGGAACAAAGGAAUGGAGGGCGAUCUGCAGCAAAGUUCGGGAUGGCGAAAUCUGGGAAGAGGUUGUUCGCAAUGGCUAUCAUGGCAUCGAGGGAGAUGUCGACUCUGAUGUGGUCAUCAAUUUAGCCACACUACUCCUUGCCCAUGCAAACAACCAAGGCCUCAACCAGAAGCGCCUAGAGACGUACCUCGCAGCUUCCAACACGCCCAGUCUGGACUUGUACAGCAAGUUUCAGACUCCCAGCACCCCGCACCAAAGGCCACGCUCUCCUGUGAAGCCGCAGCACGCUCCCACCCCUUCCGGCGCCGACACGCCGCGCGAUCUCAACGCACGGGUCAAGAUCCUCGAGCUUUAUACUCUGCACGUGCUCAUACGGAACAAUGAGUGGGACUAUGCUCGCGAGUUCAUCAGCGUCAGCUCCGUACUGGACGAUGAGCGUCGCGAGGCCUUCCUCAUGGCGCUGCAAAGCCUUCAGGAAGAGCACGAGGCACAAGAGGCCCACGAAAAGCAGGAAAGGCAGAAGCAGGAGGAUCAACUGCGCAGGGAUCUGGAGGAGGCCAGGAGGUUGAGGGCCGAGAAUGAGGAGAGGGAGAGGAGGCGGCUGGAGGAAGAGAGGGUGCGCCGUGAAGGUAGUGAGGUUGACUAUGGUAUCGAGGAGACGCCCGGUCGGGUGGUGAGAAAUUCUCCCGGCGGCACUUCGAGAAAGUCAAAACCCCAAGGGAAGGACAAGCGUGUUGCGGCUGCACCCUCGUUUGCGGCGCGUGCUGCGAUCGUCAUAUCCAACCUGAAGGGCCUGGUUGAACGGAUGAGCGCAUCAAUACAGGCAAACCCAGGGCCUUUGUUGCGGAUGCUUGCAUUUAUUGUAAGCUUGCUCGUGAUAUUCGGACAACAAAGGAUCAGAGAACGGGUAUCACGCAUUCUUGGGAAUUCUUGGUCCAAGGUCAAAGCCACAGCAGGCAUGGGAGUCAAGGCUAGCUAUAUUUGA
This is a messenger RNA of Pyricularia grisea, 1350 nucleotides long. RefSeq lists its product as uncharacterized. Lineage: Eukaryota; Fungi; Ascomycota; Sordariomycetes; Magnaporthales; Pyriculariaceae. Bases 1 to 1350 code for a protein of 449 amino acids. The transcript is spliced from 2 exons. The record is from RefSeq and is a predicted model, not a curated record.